Exophiala dermatitidis NIH/UT8656 is the source of this 2587-nucleotide messenger RNA. RefSeq lists its product as uncharacterized. Gene Ontology annotation, biological process: regulation of mitotic metaphase/anaphase transition; cellular response to glucose starvation. The transcript has 3 exons. Gene Ontology annotation, molecular function: protein serine/threonine phosphatase inhibitor activity. Bases 457 to 2166 code for a protein of 569 amino acids. Lineage: Eukaryota; Fungi; Ascomycota; Eurotiomycetes; Chaetothyriales; Herpotrichiellaceae. The record is from RefSeq and is a predicted model, not a curated record.
CUCUGGAGGCUCACAGGCGUAGCAGCUCCCCCACGACGUCAGCUCCCACUCCAACUUCCGCCGAAAGUGUGACCAGGGGGUCGAAGUGUGUCGUACAGUUCCGUCAGAUAACACUCCAACUCCACGAGAAUAAUAUGGCUCACUUCAACUGAGCUCGUGAUACUUGCAUUUUUGCAAGCAACUUACCGUGUACACAUCCCGAAAUCCCAACAGUAGGACGAGAUAUCUUUCUGCUUCCCGGAGGAUUGUUAUUCAAGACCGCCAUCCGCCUGUCAUUCUCCUCCACCGACGUAACAGAUGCGCCCCGCGGUUGGCUGAAGCGCUGCUGCUUUGCCGUAAUUCUACCCAAAUAUCGCAAGACCAUCACAUCACUUUAUUGCCAAUCUUUGAGCCAGAAACAAGCCCAGCACCGCUUCGCCAUCUCACCACCGAAGCUCCUUUAAGACCUCCCCUACCAUGUCGACGCCCAAUAGGGAUCCUCCUCCCGUCCAGUCUCCUCCAUCCACCGCCGCCUCCUCCAGUCGAUCAAGUCUGGACGCACAAUCACCCACCGGCCCUGGCACUGGCACUGGCACCGCGCGGACCCCUUCUCUACGCAUCCCCUCCAGCGCCGCCGCCCAACAUCGCCAGACUUUUAACGAACUACGAGGCCACCCUCCCUCGCCACGAUCGCAGCGACAACCUUCCAUUUCGCAGCUCGCCGUCCAAGAACUCAUUGACAACCCUCCAAUGCAGAACCCCGACCCCAAGUUCGCCGGCCGCGACUGGACCACGAUCAAGGUCAAAGAACUGAUAGAUCCAGCCGACCUGCGGUUUGUGGAUAUUGACAGUGCCGUGGAAACGGCCACAAAGGUCCUUGUCGACUCAGGAGCACCCGCGAUUCUUGUCCGAGAAAAUGAUGGCUCCAAGGUGGUGGGGACGUUCGACUACCGGGACCUCAAUGCAUACCUUUUGCUGGUUGUGGGAUUGAUCAAGCCGGACGACGAUGACAAGGCAGAAGAGCUGGAGAGGCUGGCGCAACAGGCACGAGAAGGAAAAGCCAUGCAUCUGCGCGACAUCAAAGACCUCAGCAAGAAAGAGCCCUUGACGUUCCUGAGCGAGGAAUCCGACCUCAUCAAAGCGGUGGAAACGUUUGGCAAAGGUGUCCAUCGUGUCGUCGUGAUCAACGAAACCACCAAAGAGACAACGGGGGUUCUCAGUCAAGUCCGACUGAUCAAAUUUCUCUGGGAUUAUGGGAGGAGCUUCCCGGUGUUGGAUCAGCUGUAUACGCAGCAUCUCCGCGAUCUCAAGAUUGGUUCCAAAGAUGUGGUUGCGAUCAAUGGCGACCGACCUCUUGCAGAAGCCCUCAUCCUGCUAUGGACCGAAGGCGUCUCGUCUCUACCCGUCGUCGACCACAACUACAACGUCAUUGGCAACAUCUCCAACUUCGACGUCAAAUUGUUGACCAAAUCCACGUCUCUGCCUCUGCUGCGCAACACAUGCAUCCACUUCAUCACCGUCAUCCUAUCCACACGAGGCAUGCACGAAGGCAAAGACUCGUUCCCCGUGUUCCACGUCACCCCGCUGUCGACGCUGGCAUACACCGUUGCAAAACUCGUGGCCACCAGAUCGCACCGUCUUUGGAUCACGGAUCCCACGUCACCGCUCUCCUCGGGCCCGCCUACACCCUCGAUCCAUUCUUCCACGCUGGCACCGACUUCAAGCCAUUCAUCUUCCAUUUCGGCGGCCAGCGGAGUCCCCGCUGCAGCUGCUGUGUCCUCUCCUUCCGAUCAGUCACCGUUCAUUACGCCCAGCGGACCCAGCAUUUCGGCCUCUUCUUUACCCGGUGCACGGAUUUCCGGCCGUCUGGUCGGCGUCGUCAGUCUCACCGACAUUCUGAUCCUCUUCGCCCGUGCAAGCGGCAUGGGCGAGGUCGCCGACCCCAACGAAAUUCGCAUGAGGCGUCGUCGCAGCAGUUCGAGCAGUGUGAGGAAGAGUUUUGACCUGGGCCCACGUCCAUCCUUGUCUGGAGCAGGCGGCGUCGGUAUCCCGCGCCGCGGGUCGGGUGAGUAUUCCAGGUCGAGGAGGAGCAGUUUGGCCUCGGCCUCGGCCACGUCGCCACGGGUCGCCUCGCCGAACAAUAACAAUACCAAUCCCAAUACUACCGGCAAUGGUGCGGGAAAGUGAUAAGUGACAAGUGAUAAAGUGAUAAAAUACUAGGCGUUGCACGCAUGGUGUCGUUGUUUUUAAACCAAGUCUAGAAAGGGUGGAUGGGAAAAGAAAAGAAAUGGAACGCUUUGGACGAGAUAGGCAGGCCCGCACGACAGAGACAGAGAGUGAGCCAGAGCGAGGAGUGACGGAGUGAAGGACCCAGGAAACGUAUGACCAAAAAGCGCACCCUGACCAGGGGACGUACUCGUAGGGUGAGGAUGAUGGAGAGCACUGAGGCUGCUAGCACUAUCUCGGAGUUCAAGUUGUAUGAUUCGGGUUUGCAUUACUUAGGUAGUCCAUAAACGGAGUGAACCGAGCCAGUCCUAGGUACCUAGACAUACAGGGACGAAAUACACUGAUGAACAAGAUACCAUCAGUAGCAAAACUUCCAACUCCG